CCGACGCGCCAAACACAUAAAACCUCCUACUCUCGCUCUCUCUCUCUCUCUUUCUCUUUCACUCUCACAUUUCCAAACUAAAACCACUCUCUGUGGUCUCUGCUUUACUUUGGGUUUCGUUGUUUUUAUUAUCUACAAUAGUUGCAGUUUGCUGUUGUUUCCAGUGGUAAAUGCAAUGGAGGAUUCUAUGAAUAUGAAGAGUGAUAGGAGUAGUAGUAGUAGUAGUAAAACACUUCUCAUCAACCCAUGGCUUUUCCAUUACCACAAACUCGCUCUCGAGCUCAAAUGCCCUCUCUGCUUAAACUUGCUUCGCAAACCAAUGUUACUCCCAUGCAAUCACAUUUUCUGCAGUUGCUGUAUACCCAUUUCAGCACAGGUUGGAUCAGACUGCUCUGUCUGUAAAGCUCAGUAUUUCAACAAAGAUUUAAGGAUUGCACCUUUCAUAGAAAAUUUGGUUACAAUCUUCAGGGGAUUGGAAGCUACUUACUGUUCCAAUCUUUUUCAGCCUGUUUCAUCUGAUUCUGGGAGGGUUUUGGAGCAAGGCCAGGCUUCACUUUAUACUGGUAAAUUUAGUAAGGAGAGUGUUGAAGGGGCUAAAUCAAGCAGUGGGCAGUCUGUCUUUUCAUUAACGGCUAAUAAGCGAGUUCAGGUUCCGUUGAAUUUGAAUUGUUCUGUUGAAGAUGGGGUUGGCAAGAAUGAUAAAUUUGAGAACUACAAUUCACCAGUAGUUGGUAAAGGUGGCAGGGAAGGAGACAAAUUUAAUGGUGCCGUGAAUAUGAAUCCACCAUCAGACAGUCUACCAAUGAGACCUGGGAACCACGAAGAGUGCAGAGUCGUGGAAAUAGAAAUGAAUCAGGGGGCACAGUCACUACCAGAUAGCCCUCUAUCGUUUAGUGAUGCCAAGGGUUCGGAUGACGACAGCUGUGAUCGGGGCAGUGAGCAUAGUCCAGAAAAUUCUUUGAGCAAGGGAGCCAUGAACAAAAAUUCUGAAGAUAGGAAGAGGCUAUUGAGACAUGAGCGUUCUGGCAAUGAAACUGAAGAUGGUCAUUCAAGGGACAUCAAGAAGCAAAAGAAAUUAAACGAUGGCUCAUCAGAGUUCAUUCCUUCAGUUGUUUCACAUUCUGAAAUCUCGGUGGCUCCCAAUUCUGAAUUGGAGCUUGAGUCUAGGGUGCCUCCUGUUGCUCUGCAGCAUGCUGUGUCAAAUAAAAGCAUUUGUGCAUUUUGCCAGUCUUCCAAAGUCUCGGAGACUAGUGGCCCAAUGUUGCAUUAUGCUAAUGGGAAAAAGGUAGUGGGAGAUGAGGCAACCCAUUCAAACGUCAUACAUGUUCACACAAUAUGCAUUGAUUGGGCACCACAAGUAUAUUAUGACGAUAAUGAAAAUGUUAAGAAUUUGAAGGCAGAAGUGGCAAGGGGUGCUAAGCUCAAGUGCAGCAGGUGUGGAAAGAAGGGAGCAGCCCUGGGUUGCUAUAUGAAAUCCUGUCGAAAAAGCUAUCAUGUUCCUUGUGCAGCAGAAAUAGCAAAUUGUCGUUGGGAUAAUGAAAACUUUCUCAUGCUCUGUCCAGCUCAUUCUUCUGUCAGGUUUCCAAAUGAGAAGCCCAAGUCUGGAAAACAAGUCUUAAAGGAUCAUCCUGAGCCAAUUCAGAAAGCAACGCAGCAGUACAACGGUUGGGAAGCUCCAUCAGAUGGAGCUAAAGAAUGGGUUUUAUGUGGAUCUGCUCUAUCCACAGAAGAGAGGAUUCUUGUGGUCAAGUUUGCGAGCAUGUGUGGUGCAACUGUGACCAAGUUCUGGAAACCAAAUGUAACACACGUGAUUGCAGCCACAGAUGCACAGGGUGCGUGCACCAGGACACUGAAAGUUCUAAUGGCCAUUUUGAAUGGGAGAUGGAUUCUUAAAAUUGACUGGAUAAAAGCAUGCAUGGAAGCCAUGCAUCCUGUGAAUGAAGAACCUUAUGAAGUUGGUCUUGACAACCAUGGUUGUUGUGAUGGCCCCAAAACUGGCAGGCUUUUGGCUUUAAACAAUGCGCCAAAGCUCUUUAAUGGGUUGAAGUUCUAUUUCACUGGUGGCUUUGUGCCUGAAUACGAGGAAGACCUCUGUGAUUUGGUUAUGACAGCAGGAGGUACUGUUUUGAAAAGUAAAGAAGAAUUGGUGCCACAAAGCUGUGAUGGCCAGGCAAAGAUACUAGUUGUUUACAACCUUGAUCCCCCACAAGGAUCCAAGGUAGGAGAAGAAGUUGAUAUUCUUUGGAAAAGAUUAACUGAGGCACAGGAUGUAGCUGCCAAUAUUGGAUCCCAAGUCAUUGGUCACACAUGGCUUUUGGAAUCAAUUGCUGCAUGCGAGUUGCAGCCUCUUUUCAGCUGACAGCAUUUGUCAACUAUUUUGUUGUCUUAUCAGUACAGGAUUAUUACCUGCUUACCAUUCUUGCUCAAAGCUAUCGUGUAUAAAAUUAAGUUAAAAAUUAGAUAGAGCUUUAUUUUAUUUUGGGAACAAUUGCAGGCUCUUAUGUUGCUAACUUUUUGUUAGCUGAUAAAAAGCAUUUGUCACUCAUAUUUUGUUUAUCAUAUAAGUUAAGGAUUAUAAUC
This is a messenger RNA of Quercus robur (English oak), 2580 nucleotides long. RefSeq names its product BRCA1-associated RING domain protein 1. Gene Ontology annotation, biological process: double-strand break repair via homologous recombination; positive regulation of transcription by RNA polymerase II; negative regulation of fatty acid biosynthetic process. Gene Ontology annotation, molecular function: ubiquitin-protein transferase activity. Bases 176 to 2359 code for a protein of 727 amino acids. The transcript has 13 exons. NCBI's taxonomy places the organism in Eukaryota, Viridiplantae, Streptophyta, Magnoliopsida, Fagales, Fagaceae. The record is from RefSeq and is a predicted model, not a curated record. Gene Ontology annotation, cellular component: BRCA1-BARD1 complex; BRCA1-A complex; plasma membrane.